AUGUUUCAAUUCACAUCUCUCGUAUCCAAUCCGUUUGCAUCACGGUCUACACCGCCAGAAUCACCCCCAGAGCCGCCCGUCGUGUCCGAAGAAGCCGCGACCGCACCGGACCCGUUUCCUUUCCUUCGCCUGCCUUUGGAGCUCCGUGAACAAAUCUACUCUGUAUAUUUCAGCCCUGCCGAUCAUCUCGUCAAGAGUACCGAACUAGAAGCCAAGGGUUUCUUUGGGGGCGUAUACCAAUGGGACUUUGAUGUCCUCAGGGUAAACAAGCAGGUGUACGAGGAAGCAAAGAAAGUGUGGAGGAGAGAAAAUGUAUUUGUCAAGGUUGCUACACCCUGGCCUUCUGCGGUGAACCACAUCUCAUCCGAGGGUCUCGUACCCAUCGUGUGCACCGACGCCCGUGCCGACGCGUUUACGUCGUAUCAUGCCGUUGUACAGAUAACCGCACCCUUCCAUGGAGUUGUGCCUGAACAUAUGGUCGUUAUGCUCGUGGAUGAUUUGCACCUGUUUACCAAAACGUGGUACUAUAGUGCACUGUCGUAUCCUAUGCUCAAUGAGCGGCUGUCGACUACCUUUGUCCUGAGGAAUCCGUAUGCAGAGUACAACGAUGAAGAGGAACGCACAUCAGAAGCGCAGGAGGAGCAAGAAGGUCUAGGGAUCCCAAUCUCUCUGCAGCGGAAACUCUUGUUACCUUUUGAACACGUCAAAGGUCUCCAUGGAACAAGCAUACACGGCUACUCCCCCGCGGUACGCAAAGAACUUGCUCGCCUCCAAGCCAAACCUGUACCCACGUUGCGCGAAUCCGUUGAAAGCGCCACAGACUUCAUGCUAGCUGGAGACGCCGCGCUCGCAUCCUCGUCAAAUGCCGAUACCAAUAGUAAAGACGACCCUGACGCCGAAGCUGCCAACCGAGAAGCCGCCCUACAAGCUCUCGAGCUCUACAGAAAAGCAUUCCAUGCAAUCCACAUUCUGAUCCACGGACGCACACGCCGCGUCCUCGCAGACGACUUCUUCCACGAUAGCAUAACGUCCGGUCGUUACGCCGGUCAAACCGGGAUAACCAUACGCGUCGUACUACGCCUCAAACUCGUCUCACGAACCGUUGCAGCAUACAACAAACUCGGUCAAUGGGGUGAGGCUGCCUUCUGGGGCUUUCGCACGGUACAGAUCCUGCAAGAAUCGUUCAACACUGAUUUCGAACAUUUCUUAACCGACUUCAUCGAGGGCUCUGAUUCUGGUUUGAUUUAUGUACGGGCUGGAAUUGCAUUCUGGCACAUGGAGAAGGACAAAGAGGCUUGGUUGGGAGAGCUGAUUAGUUAUGCUGAUGAGCCUGUGGCUGAGAGUGGUCGGCUCUGGGCGGCGGCCCGGAGAUUUGUUAAGCCUGCUGCGAGGGCAGAUGUAAGGAAGGAGUUGCAGGAUCAUGGUGUACCACAAACGAUGAUCAACCUGUUUAGUGAUGUAGCGACUAGGGAAGAGGCUGUUGAGAGUACCGUAGCUGAUGAUGGAAGUAGUACCAGCGAGGAGUAA
Messenger RNA from Alternaria arborescens, 1527 nucleotides. RefSeq lists its product as hypothetical. Lineage: Eukaryota; Fungi; Ascomycota; Dothideomycetes; Pleosporales; Pleosporaceae. Bases 1 to 1527 code for a protein of 508 amino acids. The transcript is spliced from 2 exons. The record is from RefSeq and is a predicted model, not a curated record.